AUGAAGCUUGUUGCUUGGCCUGCAUCCAGAAGCUCUACGCCACACCUGAGACGAAUCCUUGGUGGUCGUAGGCGCUACUACAGAGAUUCGAGCCUCCAAUGGGCGGAAACAAACCCUGAAACUGCUCAGCAAUCAUUGCAACCGCCAGGAUGGAAUGUUCCUGCCGAUGUGAAUGAUCAAUCUCCGAUCUAUUCUAUUGAAGAUUAUUUGAAAUUCCGAGAAUGGCGCCUACCUUCGAAAAAUGAUGGACGCGAGAAUGCUCUAUCUUUGAUCUCUCAUGUCCUUUCGACGCCACUGACGAUCGCAUCAUUCUACAAUCGGGCCCUCCACGAGCUGGAUGCACCCAUCCGACUAUGUUGUGUUGGAGCCCGAGCUGAAGCUACACUGCCAAAUGAAUAUUGGAAAGAAUUUCUCAUCUUUUCCUCGUCCUUGCCUAAUAACGAGACAAAAAAUGUUGACUUGAUGACGGAUUUUGUGGGUCCGGAUAUUUGCCCGCGUACACCAGACACCGAGAUAUCCUGGAAUUCUUCCACAACCAAACUGCACUGGCAUUACAAGGGUUUUUUGCAUGAUCUAGAUGAAUCAGAGACGUGGGAUACCUACGUUUUGAUGAAUCCUGGCAUAGGCCACGAUAAGCUUAAACAUGGCUGGAAACCAACUCUGGAUCGCAUUCUUCGCUCAGGUCGACCAGUGCUUCUGACAGCACAUUCUGAAAAGGACAGUGACCGAGAUACAGCUCUAUUGAAACAAUCUUAUCACUUAGAUGUACACUACGAAGAGAACCCUUUUGCAAGUCGCGUUCAAUAUGAAGACCCGUUUGACCAGAACCACUUUGUCCGUCCAAAUCAUUUCAUGACAAUGAUCAAGUAA
This is a messenger RNA of Cylindrotheca closterium, 870 nucleotides long. NCBI's taxonomy places the organism in Eukaryota, Bacillariophyta, Bacillariophyceae, Bacillariales, Bacillariaceae. The record is from the annotation of a GenBank genome assembly.